Molecule: messenger RNA, 447 nt
Organism: Schistocerca americana (American grasshopper)
Lineage: Eukaryota; Metazoa; Arthropoda; Insecta; Orthoptera; Acrididae
Exons: 2
Coding region: 1-447 (148 amino acids)
Source: RefSeq, a predicted model, not a curated record
AUGCAUUCAUACAUGACAUACCUCCAUGGGGAGGAAACAUGGCACAGCAUUAAACGCCUAGGGAACCUGCAUGUAAAGAAGGCUAAACUGUUAGGCCCUCUAGCCUUCCUGCUACGCUGUCGAGAUGAGAACACGAUUCCAUGCUUUUUCAGGGUGAGCCAUCACAUCAACACCCCGGCAGCCAGAAGAAUCUAUCGUUGUGCCAGCUCUGCCCUGUUGUGGGAAAGAGGUACUCUCGCAAGUAGAUUGGGAGUGGAUCGACGCGGCCACCACAGUACAACAGGUGUCAACAUGAAAGAAGACCACAGAGGAACAGAAAGGGAAGUUCACGCGGCUAUCUCAACAACAACAAAAACAACAACACAGUGCAGAACAAAAACCAACAGAACGAACUGUCAUCAACAUGACAGAGAAAGAGAUCGAUGUGGCUGCCAUUUCGGCGCUUAA